GACCAGGUUUUUUUGAUCAUUUUGUAUUCUUCCUCUCUGCUUUUCUGGUCUCCUCUUAAGGCUCUACCCUUGCUUCCAUUGAAUUGUUGCUCAUCCAUUGUUAAAAAUUAGAAACCAGUUUUUAUAAAAUAUGGUUUGGGGUUUCUUCCCCGUCGAUCCUCUUUCAGGCGAGGAGAAAUUCUACAUUUUUGCACCUGGAAAGUAUAAAGUGGGUCGUAAAGGCUGCGAUCUGACUAUAGCAAAAGAUAAAGGGGUUUCCCGCAUCCAUGCAGAAAUACUUGUAGACGCUAUGAUCCCUUUAAAUUCCCACAAUAGUCACUUAUCUAACAUUUGCUCUAAAGUGAGGAUUAGCGAUUGCUCCAAAUAUGGGACAUUUGUUAGAAGGAAUUCUGGGUUGAAGGAGAAACUUCAUGAGCUGUCGAAAAAAGAAGCAAGCUUGUGUGAUGGAGAUGUGGUUUCAUUUGGAUCUGGCAAUGCAACCUACAGGUUCUCCUUUGUACAACUCUUGUUUUACGUUAACCGGUCAGAGUCCUUCCAAUCCCAAUUGCUUAGGGACAAGGUUUCGUCCAUCGGUGCUUGUACUUCUCAUGAUAUUCAGGAGUGUACGCAUGUGCUUGUAGAGGAACUAAUGCCUUUUAAUGAAGCUCUAGUUGAUGCCAUCGUGGCUGAAAAACCUUUUGUUCUUACUAGUUGGGUUGAGUUAUUUGCAGGAAAAACCACCUGCAAUGAGAUUCCAUCCUUUGAUUCCUAUCAACCAACAAUGACUGUGGAAGGGAUGCAUGUCAAAGUUGUUGACCCAAGCACUCGUAAAAACUGUUUGAGUGGAUACACUUUUUUACUAGGGUUGACACAGAUGCAGUACAAGUAUGGGGAUCGGUUGAAGAUGUUAUUACAACAAGUUGGUGGUGCGAAUGUUUUGUCAAUCGAGGACUUCUCUUCUGAUAGCCAAGAUUUGGGUAAUGGAGAAAAUGAUCGUGUAGUAUUCGUUAUGCCUGGAGGAUCAGUUGAAAAGUGGGAUUCAUCCUCUAAGGUUGAUUCUUAUUAUAAAAUAACCGAGUUGAUUUUGAUAUCUUCUGUUUUGAGUGGAACACUAGACAGAGACAAUUUGAUACAUCCCUGUGAACCUGGUUCCUCUACAUGCUCCACUGAUGAGACCGUGGUAGCAGAAUCCGAUCUUGAAACAGAAACAAGUAAACCAGUUGUUUCUAAUGUCCAAGGGCCAGAUGAAUAUCUAAGCAAAUCAGAUGAAUAUUUAAGUAGAUCACUGGUGUCUGUUGACAAUGCUACUACUGGAUCAUUGGGUGGCCAUGAAAUAGUAAAAAAUAGUAGCAGUGACAUCGAGAUGAGAAAAGACAAGAUCAAUGAAUCCGACAACAGAAACAUAGACAUUAUAUUCAGUCAAAAUUUAAUUGUGCAGCAUGCGACGAAAGCCUCCACUUUAGUAACUGCAGAAAACAGUGGGAUUACAAACUUCAAACGAUUCAGAAAAACACAAACUCACUCUGGGAAUAGCUUUAGCAAUCUUGUCCCAUUUGAUAAGUAUCCUUACAAGGAUAAUGGUGAUGGGAGGGAGGAAAUUGCUGAGUCCUUGAAAGAAGAAAGAAGGCGGAAGGAAACAGAAGCUAUAGCAGAAGAUUUAUUUCAUAAUGAGAAGGGACGGCGACGUGGAAUGGCGGGUUCUCUUCAAGAGCUUUUUACUCGUUCUUAAAAGCAAAUAUUUAGGUUUUCAUCAAAGAAUGCUCUCUCUCUCAAGACGUUCGUGAUGGUCUCAUGUCAAUGCAAAAUAGUUUAGUCUUUUCUUGGUCUGUAUUUUGGCAGUCAUACACAAAGAGUACAUUAUUUGCAGGAAGAAUGCUAUCGGCCAAAUUUGGGAUGUCGAUAUAUUAAUUCUUCUUUUCCACAUUGCCUUUAGUUUUGUAAGUAUAUAUAUAUAUAUUUAAUCUUUACUUCGGAGGUGAUGUAUGUCUAAGGACAUUAUUAACCCAGAUAUUACGAGUAUAUUAUUAAAUGUGGAAUUUAAACAUUUGAAUUUUAAA
Molecule: messenger RNA, 2036 nt
Organism: Cucumis melo (muskmelon)
Lineage: Eukaryota; Viridiplantae; Streptophyta; Magnoliopsida; Cucurbitales; Cucurbitaceae
Product: nibrin homolog
Exons: 13
Coding region: 131-1708 (525 amino acids)
Biological process (GO): double-strand break repair via homologous recombination; mitotic G2 DNA damage checkpoint signaling
Cellular component (GO): Mre11 complex
Molecular function (GO): protein binding; damaged DNA binding
Source: RefSeq, a predicted model, not a curated record